Molecule: messenger RNA, 456 nt
Organism: Rotaria sp. Silwood1
Lineage: Eukaryota; Metazoa; Rotifera; Eurotatoria; Philodinida; Philodinidae
Source: the annotation of a GenBank genome assembly
AUGGCUACUAUGACAUCAACAGAAUUUUCAAUUAGUAAAUCAUCAUCAAUUGAUAUGCAUCAAUAUGAUUCGACAUCUUCAUUAAAUACAGAACAUUUUAUUGAUGAACGAUAUCCAAAAACAUAUCUUGAUAGAAUACCAUCAAUAAUGCUUGAAUAUCCACCAUCAAAACUUAACAAUCAACCAUCACGUUCUCGUCAUAGUCUUCGUUUUCGAACUCAACCCGUUACAUUAACAGAAAUUCAUGAAACAGAUGAAGAGAAUAAUAUUGAAAAUGAUAAUCAACAAGAAUUAAAAACCAAAGUAUUUACUAAUAGUUACAAUCGAUUGGGACAUUUUGCUUUAAUGGAAAAUAUACGAUAUACAGGAAGAAAAAAAAUGCCAUUAAAAAAUUUUCUUAAACAACAACGACUUAAAACAACACAGGAAGAACUUUGUGAAACAGAUGGUUGUUGA